Messenger RNA from Epinephelus moara (kelp grouper), 892 nucleotides. RefSeq lists its product as uncharacterized. The transcript has 3 exons. The record is from RefSeq and is a predicted model, not a curated record. Bases 70 to 708 code for a protein of 212 amino acids. NCBI's taxonomy places the organism in Eukaryota, Metazoa, Chordata, Actinopteri, Perciformes, Serranidae.
UUCACAAGAGACUUCAGUCUUCAGGUGUUACAUUUUGCCAUUUUUGCAUCAGAAAAUCAAGUCUUCAAGAUGAGAAAACUCAAGUCAGUACUUCAUGUUCAUCACAAACAACAAGAACAACAAUCAAGCAGGAGAUUCACAUUCCAAGAGAAAGGAUUACACACAAUCUGGAUUGUGGGUGACAGCUAUGUCCGACGUGGCCAAAGGCAGGCAAAGGAGACCAUGGGGACAAAUCUCGGUGUGUCUGCCCACAUCCAAUGGUUUGGCAGGGGAGGCCUCUGUUGGGAUGGACUACUUCCCUGGCUCAAGCAGUGCAUGAAAGGAAGAACUGCUCCAGACGUACUGGUCAUUCAUUGUGGGGGCAAUGACCUGGGACGUGUGAAAAGCACAGAGCUUCUGAAAGUGAUGAAAAAGGACUUGCUUACACUCUACAAACAGUUUCCCCAGAUGAGAAUCGUGUUUUCAGCCAUCAAUCAGAGGUGCCACUGGAGGUAUGGCCCCCCAGGGAAAGUGGAUAAAGCCCGGAAGUUUGUGAACAAUGUGAUGGCAAGCUUUGUUCUGGCUGUUAAUGGGAGGACUGUGCACCACCCUCACAUUGUACAUGAUAAGCCUGAAUUGUUUUUAAAUGACAAUGUUCAUUUAAGUUCUCAGGGAUAUUGCCUGUUUUUAAGUGCUAUUGCUCAGGCUCUGCAAGACCUGGAAGGUUGAUUUCAUUUUAGGACCAAAUUUUUUGGUGCCAGAAAACUGUGCUCUAAAGCAACCCCCCUCCCACUUAGUAGAGCUUGAAUGUCAUUACAUUACAUUAUUACAUUAUUUUUGUCAGUAGUAGCGACAAAGGUUGACUGUAUCGACUAUAAUAAUUCUUCUCUUCUGUAAAUAUAUUUGCAAAGAA